Ostertagia ostertagi is the source of this 906-nucleotide messenger RNA. The record is from the annotation of a GenBank genome assembly. NCBI's taxonomy places the organism in Eukaryota, Metazoa, Nematoda, Chromadorea, Rhabditida, Trichostrongylidae.
AUGAUAAGAAUACUUGAGGCCCACCAGAUGGUCCACUAUUUCAACCGAAGGAAAACUUUAGUAACGCAAGAAGAUGAAGUGUACAGGUUUAGCUCAAAAACAGAUAUGCCUGCUAAGUGGUCUGAUGACCCUACUUCAUAUAUUCAAACCUUACAAUGGUGGCGUGAAAAUUAUUCUGAAGCACUGAUGAUCAAAACAACCGACGAGUAUCUUCAAGAAUCUGCCCUAGACAGACGUAUCCAAGAACAAACACGCGGCCCAGGAUCACGCAGAACGUCAUCAACGACCCAACGUCCUCUGGCCGCAAUCGCUGCCGGACCUCGGUCCGCUUCUACCGUAAACCCUGAAGAAGGCUCGAGAUUGAGCAAGAGAAAACGCGGUGCCGAUAGUUCAGUUCAGGAGUUUGAAUCUCCUCCAACAAAGUCGUGUCGAAGCCCAUCCGGCUAUUCUCAAGGUCGUAGUGCAACAAGGCGUUUCGCGGAACCUGUAUCUGUUCACCGCCGCUUUAGUUCAAAAUUCCCUUCACGUUCCGUGCCAUCAAAAGCUCAUGGAAAAGUUGAACCUUGUGUGUUUUGCAAACGACACGGUCAUUAUAGUUCAGACUGCAACGUUUACCCAUACCUAAGUGAUAGAGCUAGCAUGGCAUCCAGCUUCGGGAUGUGCAGCAAUUGCCUUAAACAACAUUUUGGAAUAUGUAUCCGCAGAGAUCCCUGCAGCAUCUGCCACGGGGAUGGCCAUCAUAGAGCAUUUUGCGUGCAGAACCCGUUCUCUAUCUUCGACCUUAACGUUAACCCAGAGGAGUUCUAUGAUGAUCUCAAGUUUCGCACCUACCGUGCUCCUCCACGCGGAGCGCAAACUCGUCGCCCCUACCAAUGUUCCUAUCGCGAACGGGGCAUGGUAGAGUAG